ACCCGACGAUAUCAUACGAGUACGACACGCCCCGCUCUCCUUCUCUUUUUACAAUCAAGGAUUCCUUUUUUUUCUCCCGGUAAUUCUCUCCCGGCGGAUUUUUCCACGAAACCCUAUAACCCAAUUUCCUAAGAAAUCAUUUACGUCACCCUCCGGGGAAAUCCCCGAGUUCCGGCGGGGAGGGGUUUUGAUCGGCUGCGAGGAUAUUUUAAAACGCGAGCUAGGGUUUUACGAUUGGUGGAGGUUUCUGAAGCAUUGGGGCGGUAGGGUUUGCUCUUUAAGGCCGAAAUUAGGGUUUCGUGGCGAUGGGGAGCGUGGAUCGAGUCGAUGAUAGGACCUUUAGGGUUAAUUUGACGGGCGAUUCAGUCAUCAAGUUGAGAGAGAGUGUGAGAGAGAAGCUUAAGGAGUUCAUGGGGGAUUACACCGACGACACUCUUGUGGAAUACGUUAUUGUCCUUCUAAAGAAUGGCAGGGGCAAAGAAGAAGCAAAGAAUGAGCUGAACGUGUUUUUGGGGGAUGACAGUGAUUCUUUUGUUUCUUGGUUGUGGGGUCAUCUGGCUUCAAAUUCGGAUUUGCAUCUACAAUCAGAGGAUCCUGAGGUGGAAGAUGUGAGUAAAAGAAAAACCACAUCAGGUGACCUUACAGGAAAAAGUGAUUUGUAUCAUUUGGGUUCUGAGCCAGAAAGGGAGAAGUCUAAUAAGUCAACUAAAAGCCGGCACACUAGAGAAUGGAAAGGGCUAACAAGGGAUGCAGCUGAGCCCCCUCCUUUUCGAAGCUCUGAGAUCGGAGAUAUUCAUGUAGAAGAAAAAAGUCGUAGCAAAGUCAGUGAUGCGAAGUCUCCUUCGCGUCAACCUGCAGCUCAAAGGAAAAGGAUUCGGCCUGAUGAGCGACACAAUACAGAGAGGGAACCAGUUUCUGAAGUGACUAUUGAUGCCCCUCGACGGCUACUCCAAUUUGCUAUGCGUGAUGCAUUAACGACCUCAAGGCAAUCCAAUUCAGCAACUCAGCCCACGUUGAAGCGUCUUCGUUCUGUGGUAUCUAAACCCACUGUUGACUCAUCAUUGGUUGAUCGUCCUCGACGGAUUCAGUCUGUCGCCAGGGUGCCAAAUCCCAUGUCAACUGUAAUGAAAGCUGUUGCAGAAGCUGCUGAAGAUGUAACAAGAGUUAAACCUUCAAGGAGUGUGUUUGACCGACUAGGUCGUGGUAUGGAGUUUUCUGAGACCAGUGUGCCUCUUGCACCAUCCAGAGAUGCUGCUACCGAGGAUGUUGAAUUUGAAGAUGUCGUCCAACUUAAUGAACAAAAACGAUCGUCAUAUCCGGCUAGAAGUGAAUACAGUGGACAGUAUGUAGGGAAUGCUAUGUUAGAAAGUGAAACUGGUUUGGCUUCUGAUUUUGUAUCGGACAAUGAAGGGUUUGAUGAUGUUAAUGUUAUGGGUCGUAUAGUUACUGAUGUUUCUCAAACUGGGACAUCUGGUGGAAGCAAGGCUGAAAAUUUACUAAUGGCGCGUUACAAUGUGGCGAAGAAUGUUGAUGAUGUUAUGCAGCUAUCCAGGAAUAAAGAUCACGGUCAAUCUUUUGCAGCUGCGAAUUCUUCUCAUAAGAUUGUGAAUAUAUCUGUGAAUGUCAAUACUUGGAAAGCACCCCAUUAUCAGGAGCCAAGAGAAGUUGCUGGUGAUGAUUGGAAAUCCCUACAGAAUAGUGAGGCAGGGGUUGCCAAAUCUGGUUUGCAUGUGAUGAAGGAGAACGGCAAUCCUGUUGGAGCAAGUAAUGGAAAUGUAACACCUGCUGCAGAUUCUCCUAAGAUGCUUUCCUCUUCUGCUGGUCUAUAUGCCAGUGGACGCCCAUUGGAGGAUGCAGAUUGUCGAACUAUCUUUGUUAACAAUGUCCACUUUGCUGCUACAAAAGAUAGUCUUUCUCGACAUUUCAACAAGUUUGGGGAAGUGCUAAAAGUAGUGAUAGUUACUGAUGCAGCAACUGGGCAGCCUAAAGGGUCAGCUUACGUAGAGUUCACACGGAGGGAGGCCGCAGACAAUGCAUUAUCUCUGGACGGAACCUCUUUCAUGUCAAGGAUCCUCAAGGUUGUAAAGAGGGGAGCUGCACAUCAAGAAGCAGCUCCGGGCAUGACGUGGCCAAGGGUUGCCCGGGGCACUCCAUUUGCCACUGCCAGGUUUGGUUGGUCCCCAUUCCAGAGAGGCAUGUCUGGUGCAUAUAGGCCUCGCCCCCUAAUCAAACCUGGUGCCAGGAGCAUGCAGUGGAAGCGUGAUACUCAGGCCAAUCCAGGUGAGAUGGGUGCUCCAGUCACUGCCACUGCUGUUCCUUCACCAACAGCUCGCAGUCUUAACCUAUGUUCGAACAGAACCUAAGCCAGACGGAAACAAGUCCCGAAUAUGACGUUACCUUCUGCGGUAUGCCCGACAUGAAAUGCUCGUGGUCCUCGGAAUUCCAAUAAAUUGGGGUAUAUUCUUUUUGUAUAUGGUCGAGAACAUUUUUACAUGGAGGCGGAAGAAGUGAAGGCGAAGGCUUCCCCACUCGAAAAUUUUGGCUUUAUUCUUUGGGUUGGAGAUGAAAGGGAGUUAAUUAUGGCAUGGGAUCAUAAAGCGAUGGAAAACAUUUUUGGAGAUAAGAGUAGUAGUCAGCUCAUCAAGUGUUUUCUGACGGAGAUGUUACUGUUUAGGUUCAAAUUUGUGUAUAGACGGACAGAUUAAUGGUUUAUUUUUUGAAGGAUAUUAACUUUGUUAAUCUGUUUCGUAACAUUUAUAUUUUGAUAAAAAAAAAGAGAAAAUGGAAAAAAAGAGAUAUUAAUUGCCUUGUA
Molecule: messenger RNA, 2812 nt
Organism: Malus domestica (apple)
Lineage: Eukaryota; Viridiplantae; Streptophyta; Magnoliopsida; Rosales; Rosaceae
Product: protein gar2-like
Biological process (GO): regulation of mRNA stability; mRNA processing
Cellular component (GO): nucleus; cytoplasm
Molecular function (GO): poly(A) binding
Source: RefSeq, a predicted model, not a curated record